Piliocolobus tephrosceles (Ugandan red Colobus) is the source of this 1068-nucleotide messenger RNA. It is a transcript of the gene PMP2, whose product is annotated as peripheral myelin protein 2. The transcript has 4 exons. The record is from RefSeq and is a predicted model, not a curated record. NCBI's taxonomy places the organism in Eukaryota, Metazoa, Chordata, Mammalia, Primates, Cercopithecidae. The coding region runs from base 138 to 536 and encodes 132 amino acids. Gene Ontology annotation, molecular function: lipid binding. Gene Ontology annotation, biological process: membrane organization. Gene Ontology annotation, cellular component: myelin sheath.
ACACUGCCUUUCCCCAUUGGGUCUCUGUACGAGUCACAUGCUUUGGGCGUCCUUGAAAAGAAUCUUCUCAGGCCUCAGCAUCUUAUCUGAGUCUCCUGAAUCCCACUUAGAACUGCAUUGAGCUCUCACCCAUCACGAUGAGCAACAAAUUCCUGGGCACCUGGAAACUUGUCUCUAGUGAGCACUUUGACGAUUACAUGAAAGCUCUGGGUGUGGGGUUAGCCACCAGAAAACUGGGAAAUUUGGCCAAACCUACUGUGAUCAUCAGCAAGAAAGGAGAUAUUAUAACUAUACGAACUGAAAGCACCUUUAAAAAUACAGAGAUCUCCUUCAAGCUAGGCCAGGAAUUUGAAGAAACCACAGCUGACAAUAGAAAGGCCAAGAGCAUCAUAACCCUACAGAGAGGAUCACUGAAUCAAGUGCAGAGAUGGGAUGGCAAAGAGACAACCAUAAAGAGAAAGCUAGUGAAUGGGAAAAUGGUAGCGGAAUGUAAAAUGAAGGGCGUGGUGUGCACCAGAAUCUAUGAGAAGGUCUGAAAAAUCGUUUCCUCAUUGAAGUGGCUUUUGAUCAUUUAAUGAUGGAAAUCAAUUGCUUCCAUUGACAAAACCUGAAUACACUGCAAAUGUUUGUUUUUGCUUUUGUCUUAAUAUAUCAGAUAGGCAAAGGCCUAAACUGAGAAUUAAUCUAGAAGUCAGUGUUAUUUAAACAGUUUUAAUGUGCAUGCAUGUUAUUACUACAUUAAAGCAUAUAUGUUGGCCAGACACAAUCAGUGGAUGAUGUCAUUUAAUUAACUACAAAAUUCUAACCUAUGUUGAACUUUGUAUACUUGAAAUGAGAAUAAAAAGGAUAUAGUUUGUUAGUAAAAGGAAAUCAAAGUAUUGAUCACAGUAGCAAACUCAAAUGCUGACAAGGGCCUGGGGAGUUAUGGGGAAGGAGCAUCAGAAAUGAGGCAAGCUAGGAGAAUGAGCUAUUUUAAUGUAAAGAAUUGUAGUCUCAGCUAAAAGGGGUAGCCUCUACUCCAGCCAACAUAUUAAAAUUAAUGGAUAAUUUAUAGACAGUUAAAUACAC